CAGCAACCAAGCAGCAAAUCAAUCGGUGCACUCUCCCUGCAGCCUGCCAAUGUCGGCUCCCCAAGCCCAAUCCUUGUUCUGUCAUUGACCAUUGAUUAUUGACGGGCCUUUAUUGACGAGGCCAGACCACUACCAAGUCGCCAAUUGGACAUUCGGUAGAGCCUAUGCUGGUGCAGCAUUGUUGAUUUUGGCUGGCCAUCCGAGUCGCCUUUUCCUGACUUGUUCCACAGUUGUUUGUUUCUUUGCCCGCCUUGUCUGGCCCAUUCCUCACGCUGGAUCCUCGAGAGGACAUCAAAAGGCUUGUAGCCUUCGGGAUCAUGGCAGCUAUAGUUAGCCACCAAGAAGAAUUCCAGAUCCAUCAGGAUGGCCCCUCGACAGAAGACACCGAGAUGAACACGGACAUUGCCGGCAGGGAGGAAGAAUACGCCGAUGAGGAAGACCAAGAACAAGAAGAACAAGACCAGACUCAAGAACGGAGGCCACGAGGCCACCGCCGGGAUGUCGAGGAGGACGAGGACGAGGAGCCUGAGGUCGACGAGGACGACAACGAGGAGGAGGAGGAGUCAGACGAGGAGGAGAUACUCGACGACGACAUGAGGAAGCUCCAGGAUGCUUUCCCGGGCUUCAGGCGCAAGUACAAGCUCAUCAAGAGGAUCGGAGAGGGCACAUUUUCCACCGUUUACAAGGCCGAGGACCUACAGUACGACCGCUACGAGAACAAAUGGGACGUCGACAAGGAGAAUGAGACGUGGACCCCCCCGCCUCUGAGGCGGCACGUCGACCGCAGCAGCAGCUCUUCUGCCACCAUCGACCAGAACUCAGAGCUCACAUCCCGCACCACACGACAGCACCGCCCACGGUCACGCUUUGUCGCCAUCAAGAAGAUCUACGUCACCUCCUCCCCUGCGCGCAUCCUCAACGAGCUCGAGCUGCUCCACGACCUGCGAGACUGCCCCGCCGUCUGCCCCCUGAUCACUGCCUUCCGAAGCACGGAUCAGGUCAUCGCCAUCCUCCCCUACUUCCGCCACCACGACUUCCGAGACUACUUCAGGAACAUGACCAUCACCGACAUGGCCGUCUACCUCCGCUGUCUCUUCACGGCAUUGUCGGCUGUCCACAAGCACGGCAUCAUACACCGCGACAUCAAGCCCACGAACUUCCUCUACGACCCCUCCACACAGCGCGGUGUCCUCGUCGACUUUGGCCUGGCAGAGCGCGAGGGCGAGGACUCCAAGCCGUGCCUCUGCCACGAGGAGCCGCCGGUCCGCAGGCAGCGGCUGAGACAAGCCGUCAUGGCCAACGGCGGCCCCCACCACGGCUACCCAAAGAACGAUACCCGCCCUUCCCGCAGGGCCAACCGCGCCGGCACGCGUGGGUUCCGUGCCCCCGAGGUCCUCUUCAAGUGCACCGAGCAGACCACCAAGCUCGACAUCUGGUCCGCCGGCGUGAUCCUGCUCACCAUCAUGUCCCGCCGAUUCCCCUUCUUCAACUCGGCCGACGACGUCGAGGCCAUGAUCGAGAUAGCGACCAUGUUUGGCCACAAGAGGAUGCGCCUGGCCGGGCAGCAGCACGGCUGCAUGUUCGACACCAGCAUACCCACCAUCGGGCAGAACGGGUUCGACCUGGGCAAGAUCAUCAUGUGGAGCACCCUGCGGGACGAGAAGAAGAAGCCCUUUGACGAUGACGAGCAGAUCGCCCUCGACUUCCUUGCUAGGUGCAUGGAGCUGGACCCGAGCAAGAGGAUCCGGGCGGACGAGGCGCUGGAUCACGAGUUCUUGCUGAUGGGCAUGGUGGAGAGCCAGGGGAGCGACGAGGAAGACAUGGACGUCCUCCCGACAGACGAGUACUAAGGGACGGCGGCGGGUGUCGAAAGCGUCGGUUGCAUGCGGAGUUUGGAAGAAGAGGGCUCAAGUUCUUGGGCCCACAUUGUUGGGAAGGAAUGUGCACAUUGCAAAUCUGUACAACACGCGAUAGCACGGCAUCCGGGGGGGCCUUGGCUCCACGGCGGGUAUGGCAUGGUUGGCGUUGGCCCGGGGGUGAAUCCUCGGCGGGAGUUGGGUGGAGUGAUGCACAUAUGGGAGGCGUUUCUGAGUUGAACUUGUACGUACGGAAUACCAGGUUAAUCAUCGCUGACUGCAAGCACUGUCACUUGACCCAGGCAUCCGAAGAAGCAUAGGGCUUGCAUGAAGGCACCUGGCAGCCGUGUCAUCCAGCAGUCAGCCUAUAUCAUGCUGCCCUCGUUCUUCAUCGGCAUGUCCCGUGAUUGUCAGUCACAACUUCACCUCCACCUCCAGCCUCUGGCCGUUUUCGACCACUGGAAUGUCUUACCAUGCGCUAGGAUACCACGAUUAGCAUCAAGGGUACUAUGGGACAGCCAGCAGGGUUCUUUUGAUCAAAAUACUCAUUGCUAUGUCACUACGAAGCCGAAUACAAACACUAUACAAGCAAUCCAAUCCAAUCCAAUCAAACCAAGCCCUCACUGACACCCAUCCAGAUCCCGACCAGCCCGUCAAUCAUGAUGCGCCCCCGCCCCCGCCCCUCUCGCCUCCUAAUUAAUCCCCUCAUCAUCAGGACUAACCUGGAUAGCCUGGAUGAACAACUCCUCGCUCCCAGGACAAGCCGCCGCAUAGGUCGGGUUGAAGGGCGUGGUGAUGGCCCAGCCGCACUUAUCCGACGCCAUAAGCUUGGUCCACAGCUGCUGGCCGCACGUGAUGACGCCGCUGGCCGUGUAGUCGAUGACACACCGCAGCGGCGCCUUGGCCGAGACGGGCGCCACGAGCCACGAGACGAUCGUGUCGGCGGGCAGCAGCUGGAUGGCGCCCCACUGCGAGCGCGAGCCGAACCCGAACCACGCGCCCCACCAGUCGCCGGGGCCCGAGCCCCCGACCUGCUGGAACAGGAUCCCCGUCGGCGCGUCGAGCGUCCACACCGACGCGGCGUCGAUGUCCGGCGUCGUGUGCGAGCGCAGGUUCGUGGGGCGGUCGUCCGUCGGCGGGUCCGACGCGAUGUACUGCCCCGCCAGGGCGCCCGAGGCGAUCUGGAGGAGCACCACGGGCCCGUGGGGGAUGAAGUGCGUCGGGCCGGCCGGGACGGCCGAGGUCGAGAGGGUGGUGGACGGCUGCUGGGAGGAGGCCGAGGAGGCGCCGCCUGUCGUGGUCGAGGGCACGAGCGUCGAGCUCGGGGGGCUUCCGGACGUUGACGGCUCGGCGGCCGAGGACUCGGCUGCGGCAGUGCUUGAGGGCUCUUCUUCAACAGCCGAGGACGGGCUUGGGGAUGGCUCGGUGCUUGUUGCUGCUGAGGACUCCACGGCCGAGGAUUCGGUGCUCGAGGCUUCUGUGGACUCGGCCGGCGCACUGGUAGGCUCGCCCUCCGACGCCGAGGGCCCCGACGUGGCAGCCGCGGACGACGUGUUGGUGUACCCAGAGAACGAGGUCCGGAGCACGGUCGAGAACGACGAGCUCCUGAAGCUGGUCGAGUUUGCGAGCGUCGUGAGGCUGGAGGAGGAGAAGACCGGCGCCGACGCGGGACAGCUGCACCCCGCCGAGGACGGGGCCGCCGGCGUCGUCGUGUUGCCUAUGCAGAGGGUGGACCCGGCCAUGGUGAGCGUCAUGUAGAGCGUG
This is a messenger RNA of Diaporthe batatas, 3620 nucleotides long. RefSeq names its product serine/threonine protein kinase CDC7. Gene Ontology annotation, molecular function: ATP binding; protein serine/threonine kinase activity. The transcript has 3 exons. NCBI's taxonomy places the organism in Eukaryota, Fungi, Ascomycota, Sordariomycetes, Diaporthales, Diaporthaceae. Gene Ontology annotation, cellular component: nucleus. The record is from RefSeq and is a predicted model, not a curated record. Bases 318 to 1850 code for a protein of 510 amino acids. Gene Ontology annotation, biological process: mitotic DNA damage checkpoint signaling; protein phosphorylation.